Molecule: messenger RNA, 1518 nt
Organism: Xylaria bambusicola
Lineage: Eukaryota; Fungi; Ascomycota; Sordariomycetes; Xylariales; Xylariaceae
Exons: 1
Coding region: 1-1518 (505 amino acids)
Cellular component (GO): cytoplasm
Molecular function (GO): protein-arginine deiminase activity; calcium ion binding
Source: RefSeq, a predicted model, not a curated record
AUGGCACGGAUUAGGACAGUUCCAAUUCCAGAUCUUGAAGACGGGGCCUGGGGAAACGUCCAAGUUACCCAGGAGAUCUCUCGAAAGAACGUUCGCCUAUUUCGACAGGAGCGGGACGAAUGGAUCAUCAUAACAAACGACUACAAAUUCAAUGCUAGUGAAUUGAAGACAGGUCUGAACCUCGGAAUAGACGCUCGAGACACAAGGAGACCAUCUGGCUGGGACGGGCGGGCCGAAGUACAUUUUCACGUGCAAAAUGAGCUAGAAUUCCAGGUUGAUGAUGUCUAUCUCCGCGUUGCCCCUAUUCUCACGUUCCAUCAUCUCAUGGACGUUUCGGAAGUGCUCACUACAAACGUCAAUGGCUCCGAGAUACAGACACAAUUCGUGUCCGACUUACAAGACAUACUAAAUGAUGCAACCCUCAAAAAGCCUCUGUGGCUAUUCAACCACUCAGACGAUGUCUGGGCUCAAGAUUUCGUUGAACCUGCGUAUACUAGUAUGCCCGGUCCAGAGGGCCCAAUCACCCUCGAAGUAAUGAUCCGUUCGUCUCAGGGGUCACGUACUGCUGGAAGACAGGUUUUUGAAUACCUCAGAAACACUGGUCGAGGCGCUGCCUACAGCACAGGAGGGACCAGAGGUGAGAUUAACUCGAUGGGAAAUCUUGAAACAAUCCCUCCAUAUUCAUUCAAAGACAAAUCCUUUCCGGCUGGACGCAUUAUCGAAGGGUCCCAUGCAGAAUCGUACCCAACAUACCCGCACGUGUACGACUACAUGAGGGCCCAAGAGUUCCAAGAUCCUCUUAUUCUGGACACGGACUGGCUGGCUGUCGGACACGUAGAUGAGAUAGUGCAGUUCCUCCCAGCAAACACCCCACAAGGCUGGGCUCUUUAUAUUGCCGAUCUUAAGGCAGGAAUCAAGAUUCUGGAAGACGCCAAAGAGGAUCACGGUGACACGCCCGCAUUUUCUCGACCGAAUAACACCUACACCUCCAAGGGUUUACGUGACGUCCCCGGCCUCACUAUCGCUGAACUACUGACAGACAAAUUAAUUAGUGAUAAUCAAGGAUUUGCUGAGAAACUCGACGUCGUCCUGAACGUGUUGAAGGCAGAAACCGGUAUUGCGCCUCAGGACAUUCACUACGUGCCAAUGGUUUUCACUACCGGCGUCUGCUGGGGGCCAGACGAAGGGGUUGCUCCGGACCGGAACUGCAGCACUAAACAUGCUGCCGCACUAUAUCCCGCAGUACUGAAUGGCGUCGUCCUGAGCAAUUCGACGUACCUAUCUCCGAAGCCUUGGGGACCGUUGAUUGAUGGCACCGACAUCAUGGAGGAGGCGACGAAUAAGGUAUAUGGAGAGAUUGGUCUUAACGUUGUGUAUAUCGACGAUUGGUACUCGCACCACGAGGGUGGUGGUGAAGUUCACUGCGGAACAAAUACGGUCCGAGUUCCCAACAAGCCAUGGUGGAAUACGGAACCACCAGCGGGCAAUGGAGAGAGGGCCGGAGGAAAUGAACUGUAG